CCACCGUUGUCUUUCAGCUGCAAAGCUGCAUCUCUCCUAAAUAUCAGCUCCGCAUCCCCUCCAUAUUUCCUUUUCUGGGCUAUCUGACCCUCGGAAACAGCCAGCCUCGCCUCCAGAGAUGCUCUCCCUACCUCCUUUCGAGGGUUUCCUCCCUCAAUGGCUUGUCCUGGUCUCAGUGGUCUCCGCUGCCAACAGCAUCCAAGCCUACCGCUCUGAAACCUACGCUGCCGAGCUCUACAAUGGCAGAUUUCCGGACGGCUGCACCUUCACCAACGCGCUCUCCUCGCGCACCUUCGGCACCUGGACUUUUCUGUCGGCCGUCAUCCGCUUCUACGCCGCCUACAACAUCAACAAUCCCGCCGUGUAUGAUUUGGCCCUGUGGACGUUCGGAAUCGCUCUGACGCACUUUGUCGGAGAGCUGAUCAAGGGGAGCGCCCGGCUGCGGGGGCGGUUCGUCAGCCCGCUGCUGGUCGCUUUGUCGACCUUGACCUGGAUGUUCUGGCAGAGACAGUAUUACCUGUCCGUUUAAGGGCGCUUGAUCCUAUACGGUUGUUGUGGUGGGUUAUUUGGCCCGGGGGAGGGGUGCUUAUCUUGUUCGGUUCGGUUGGG
Aspergillus saccharolyticus JOP 1030-1 is the source of this 609-nucleotide messenger RNA. RefSeq names its product Erg28 family protein. The record is from RefSeq and is a predicted model, not a curated record. Gene Ontology annotation, molecular function: protein-macromolecule adaptor activity. Gene Ontology annotation, cellular component: endoplasmic reticulum; membrane. The transcript has 2 exons. NCBI's taxonomy places the organism in Eukaryota, Fungi, Ascomycota, Eurotiomycetes, Eurotiales, Aspergillaceae. The coding region runs from base 119 to 529 and encodes 136 amino acids.